AUGAGCAGCAGCAUGGACUCGUCGGAGCUAAGGAAGGUGUUCCAAAUGUUCGACAAAAACGGCGACGGCCAGAUCACCAAGAAGGAGCUAGGCGAGUCGCUCAAGAACCUCGGCAUCUACAUCCCCGACGACGAGCUCGAUGCCACGAUGGACAAGAUCGACGUUAAUGGCGAUGGUUGUGUGGACGUCGAGGAGUUCGGCAGGCUCUACAGCUCCAUCGUCGAGGAGGGCCCAGGGGGCGACGGCGACAAGCACGAUGAGGAGGAGGACAUGCGGGAGGCGUUCAACGUCUUCGACCAGAACGGCGACGGAUACAUCACCGUCGAGGAGCUGCAGUCCGUGCUGGCCAGCCUCAGCCUCAAGCAGGGGCGCACGGCCGAGGACUGCCGCAAGAUGAUCAGCAAGGUCGACGCAGACGGCGACGGGCGCGUCGACUUCACGGAGUUCAAGCAGAUGAUGCGCGGCGGCGGGUUCGCUGCCCUAGGUAGAUGA
Messenger RNA from Miscanthus lutarioriparius, 492 nucleotides. The record is from the annotation of a GenBank genome assembly. NCBI's taxonomy places the organism in Eukaryota, Viridiplantae, Streptophyta, Magnoliopsida, Poales, Poaceae.